AUGAAAGCCAAACACUCCGACUCUUUUGCCAUCAUUGGUGCAGGCCCUUCAGGGCUUUCAGCUAUUAAAGGGCUGCAUAAGGAACUAGGCCCCGACUUCGAUAAGGUUAAAAUUAAAGUUUUCGAUAGAAGAGACAAAAUAGGUGGUCUGUGGAACUAUAUCCCAAAUCCUGAUCCUAUCCCAACCCGAAAGGAGAUAGAAGAGGAGCGUGGAUUGAACGAACAGCUCCAAAAAUUAGAGAACAUCGCCGAGGGAGAGGAAGUCGUCACUGACCAAAGUAAGAAGCCUGUCGCCUACAAUACCUCUGGAAUCUAUAACUACCUACAGACCAAUCUGCCAUCCGUUGUGAUGCAGUUUUCGUACAACCCUUUGAAACCAGAGGACGUUAAAGAAACUUUAUUGAAGGAUAACUACCUUUUCAAAGGGUAUGAAGGAGAUUAUGAAAAGUACCCCUUUAGACAUUAUACAAGUGUUUAUCAGUAUAUUAGAGACACUUUUGACCAGUUUUUGGACAAAGUCCAACUCAACACUAACAUCGAGAGAGUUCAGAAGGACCCAGAAACUGGUAAAUGGAAAUUAACCAUUCGUCAAUUCAAGGAUGGUAAGGAUGUUUGGUCAAUUGAGUACUUUGACUCUGUCAUUGUAUGUGUUGGUCAGAACAACAUUCCCUACAUUCCUGCUAACAUCGAGGAUGCUGUAGAACAAAUCCGUGCCGAAAACCCAGACUUAAUUGAGCAUUCUCAGACAUUCCGUCGCAUUGAAGACUAUAAGGGAUUGAAACUAGUGGUGGUAGGUGCCAGUUACUCUGCUUGUGAUUUCAUCAGUGACGUUUACCCCAUCUGUCAAUUGCCUAUCAAUGUUGUGACGAGGGGUGGUGAAAUGAAGGAGUACCCAUUCCGCAAACCUAUUUACGAAGGAGACGAAAAGAAUAUCAACAUCACACAUGAAAUCACAACAUUGGAGAAGGAUAGUAACGGUAAGCUCCGAAUCACCACUAAAGAUGGUCAAAUACUUGAAGAUGUUGACAAGUUGAUUAUUGCUACUGGUUACAAACAUUACUUCCCGUUCCUGAAAGAAGAAGACGGACUGAACCUUAUCAACAAGAACGGCAGAGUUUCCCAAUUGUAUCAACACAUUUUUUACAUACCAGAUCCUUCUUUGACAUUCCUCAGUGUGGCUAAUGGUACUUACACAUUCACUGUAUUCGAGUACCAGUCAGCUUUGAUUGCCCGAUUCCUCACAGGUAAGGUAGAAUUACCAGAAAGAGAGGAACAAGAGGCUUGGAUUCAGAACAGAGUCAAUCUGAAGUCUGACACCACCUUUUUCCACAUGAUUCCAUACGAAGAGGCUGGUGAAUAUUUCCAGGACUUGGUCAGGCUGGCUGCUGAUCCUGAAUUGACUUUUGACAGCGACAAAAUCUACAACGCUACCAAAGCAGGCCAAGAACUCAAGUCGAAAUACUGGGCCCGUAACAAAGAGAUCAGAAAAUUGGGAACCAGUGCUUAA
Messenger RNA from Komagataella phaffii GS115, 1506 nucleotides. RefSeq names its product Flavin-containing monooxygenase. Gene Ontology annotation, molecular function: oxidoreductase activity; flavin adenine dinucleotide binding; NADP binding. The transcript has a single exon. Bases 1 to 1506 code for a protein of 501 amino acids. The record is from RefSeq and is a predicted model, not a curated record. Lineage: Eukaryota; Fungi; Ascomycota; Pichiomycetes; Pichiales; Pichiaceae.